This is a messenger RNA of Dimorphilus gyrociliatus, 705 nucleotides long. The record is from the annotation of a GenBank genome assembly. NCBI's taxonomy places the organism in Eukaryota, Metazoa, Annelida, Polychaeta, Dinophilidae.
AUCCCUAACCAAUGAACGCCGAGCUGAAAACAGGUGCAUUUUCAACGUCACGGCACUCGACGUCACAUUUCAGGACGCUAUGAAUUUAGAAGAAACGACUCUAACUUCUCCAUCUUGUUCAGAUCUUGGACUUAGUGCAGCUUCGCUUAGCUUUGAUAAUAGUCCAUUUUCUCCAAGAAGCCAAAUACCACUGCCCUGUUUUAUCUCAUGUGAGAAUGGAGCUGUUCGGAAAAGAAACGAAAGAGAACGAGAAAGAGUUCGAUGUGUCAAUGAAGGUUAUGCGAGGUUAAGGUCUCAUCUUCCGAUCAAGCAAAGGGAUAAAAGAAUUAGUAAAGUGGAAACUCUUCGCCAAGCAAUCAAAUACAUUCAACAUUUACAAAAUAUAUUAAAAGAAAAAGAGAAUGAAUACCGUGUAAAUGUUUUGAAAGCAGAGAGAGCGGACAAUGAUCCUUCAACGUGCAACGGAGGUCGAUUACGUUCAUAGAUGUUCUAUCUAUGUUUAAUAAAAAAUAUUCCUGACUCUUUCUCUCUAUUUCCUUACUGUUUAUUUGUUGAGUUUUAAACAAAGUAAACUGUUUAAUGAAUGAUUAUUGAAUUCUUAGUUAAACAACAAAAUAGAAACGUUGAAAACUGUUGUAAAUUGUGCCUAUAUCUCAAAUAUAUUAGUAUAGAAAUACAUUUAUACAAUAUACAGUAUAAACUCUC